Fonticula alba is the source of this 3302-nucleotide messenger RNA. RefSeq lists its product as hypothetical. Gene Ontology annotation, molecular function: monooxygenase activity; heme binding; iron ion binding. The record is from RefSeq and is a predicted model, not a curated record. The coding region runs from base 351 to 2096 and encodes 581 amino acids. Lineage: Eukaryota; Rotosphaerida; Fonticulaceae. The transcript has 5 exons.
GGCCUGGCCACCUGCCCCAGAGUCCGGGCGUGGAGGCACCUGGGCAUGAUCGCGGCUCCCAUUUGCGUUUCUCCUCGGCCCCCGGCUGUCGGGCGCGUGGCAGGGGAUCCCCACCACCCUGGCAUUUGCGUCCGACCCGGCGGAGGGUCGCCGAGAACGGAGGAUCUGCCCCCCUCCAGCUGCCAAACUCCCGAGAGCUCAGGGGAGGUGUGCUCAAGGGACACCUGCGCAUCUCGUGGCCGAUCACAGCACCUGGCACCACCCUCUUUCCCUUCUUCCCCUCUCUCUCUCUCUCCCCCUCCUUCCCGGUGUCCCGAUUUCCACCUCCCCUCACUCCCAUCUCCACAUAGAUGUCGGCCCUGCAGAUCUUGCAAGAGGCCCUGGCCUCGGCAUUUGCCUCACCCAUCAAGACGGCCUUCACCGUGGUGGCCCUGCUGGGGGCCUACCUGAUCCUGUCCAUCGUGAAUGUCUACCGCCGCGCUUAUCAUAAAUAUGCCUGCCUGCAGGACAUGCCCGGCCGGCCCCAGUGGCCAAUCAUCGGAUCGAUCAUCAACAUCCCGCUGGACCCUCUCAAGCGUGAGGAGUCCUUCAACAAGCUGGCUCGCGAGUAUGGCCAUCAUGGAGUCUUGCAGUUCUGGAACGGCCCCAUUCCCGGCGUGGAGGUCCUCGCGCCGGAUACCAUUCGUGCAGUAUUGAGCGCCGCGCGCGAGCACCACGCUAAGGGAUACUUCUACCGACUGCUGGAGCCCUGGCUUGGCGGAGGCCUCCUGCUGCUGGACGGCGAUGAGUAUCGAAUUCACCGCCAGUGGAUCUCACGUUCCUUCCAUGUGGACUUCUUGCGAACCUCCUUCCUGGAGGUGAUGCUCGAAAAAACCGACCUGCUAGUCGAGCGCAUUACCAAGCACAUCAAGGACUCGGGCGAGCCCUUCGAUGCCUUCCAGUGGCUGUCCGAGACAUCCAUGAACAUCAUUUGCCAAACGUCCAUGGGUUUGAAUCUGCAAACCGAGACCAUCUCCUCGCAAGCCAAAUACAAGGAGGCACUGGAGUUUACGAAGAACAUGUUCUAUGCGCGGGCCUUCAAUGUGCUCAUGCACUCGGACACGAUUUUCCACUAUUCCAAGCUUGGCCGGGAGUUCCGAGGCCAUCUCGCCACGAUUCGCUCCUUCUCAAAUGAGCUCAUUCAGAAGCGUCGCAAGUUGCUCGAAGAGGGCAAGGUUGAGGUUGUUCUUGGAUCGGCCUUCUCCAUGCCUAGCGACCUGGACAGCGAUGCCGGAGCCACGGGGCAUGGGGCUGACAACUUCGGCCUUGCCGGCCCCUCCUCGCCUCGGCGCCGCCAUCGCAUGACCCUACUUGACAGUUUGCUCAUGGAGCAGAAGCGCUGUGCCGAUCCCGCCACUCGGGAUCCCGGCGAAACGCCCCUGACCGAUGAGCAGCUUCGUGUGCAUGUGGACACCUUCAUCUUCGCCGGGCAUGAUACCAUUGCCACCUUCGCUGCGUGGGCACUCUACUGCGCGGCCAAAUACCCCGAGGCCACGGAGCCGCUGCUGCGUGAGCUCGAUGCCUUUUGGCAAGAGCUCGGAUCCUCGGACCCCGAUGGCACCGGGACCGGGCGCUCGCCGACCAUGGCCGAGCUGAACGAACUCCGCGAAUUGGACAUGUUCAUCAAGGAGGUCAUGCGCCUUUACCCCUCGGCGCCGCAGAUUAGCCGCAUCAUCUCCCGGGAUAUCGAGCUCCGUGGACACCAUGUGCCGGCCGGGACCUCAUGCAACAUCCAGGUUUGGGCCCUCCACCGGAACCCCACCUACUGGCCGAACCCGCUGAAGUUCGACCCCACUCGCUUUUCUCCGGAGAAUUCCGCCGGUCGCGACCCCUUCGCCUUCAUCCCCUUCUCGGCUGGAGUUCGGAGCUGUGUCGGGCGCAAAUUUGCCGAGCUUGAGCAGCGCGUCCUAGUUGCUCGGCUUCUGCAUCAAUUCCGCUUCAAGAUGGCCCCCGGGCGCGAGCAUGUUGUCGGCCAGCCGCGGCUGGCCCUCAGCCCGAUCGGCGGUAUUCAUGUUCUGGCCUUCCCGCGGGAGCCCGGCAGCCCGGCGGUCCAGUAAUCUCGCCGACUUUCUCCUGGCAUUCGUGCUCAGGCGGCCGGAGGUGGACCAUCUCGUCUUCGGUCAUCCAGUUCUUCCUUCUUCUGUGGUCCCCUCCUGUUCAGCAUGCACAUCAAAUACACGCGCCAAACGCCGGUUCAUAUCCCAUUCUCGAUGCUACGCGCUCUUCCCCCUCCCCUCCCCCUGCUUCCGACUCUUCCCCCGUGCUUCAUCACUUCCCAGCCCCCCCCGAGCGCGUGCCGCAAGCAGGCCAGGGGAAAGGAAGGCGUUUGGCGCGAUCCCCCCCCCCCCUGCGCUCCUCCUCCUCCCCUCGCCACACACGAGCAACAAGAUGGACAACAUGAACAAACGCAACCCCAACGCAUGACAGGCUUGACAAGGAUGGAGACACACAGCCAUGCAUGCGUGUGUGUGCGCGCGCGCGCCUGAAUCUAUUCCCCGAGCUGGAAGAGCUCAUGGUGGCGGAAGGAGACGGUUCAUCUCAUCGCGUAGGCUGUCAAUGAAAAUGCGUUGCUCGGAAUUCAUCUUCCGGAUGUACUUCCAACUAAAGGUACUCAGCCCGGAAGACCCGGCCCCAUCGAAGGAGCUGGUCGAGCCCAGGAGCGGCGAGUAACCUCCUCCCGCUCGGCCACACGUGGUCCCAGCCAAUAGUGACAGACUCGAGGACGAGCCGAGAGACGAGCCAGCGCCCAAGGGGGAGAGGGCGUCAGUCGAGCCGGCACCAGGCAUGCUCGGUGACGCGACGCCGACAUCCAAGUCCAGAGGGGACCCCAGCGGUGGCCGGGGCGCCGGCUGACUGGCGGCAUUAUGCAGCACCAGCGACCGGAAUUCCUCGGAAGUGAAGGGCGGCAUGGCGCUAUCGGUCCAGAGGACACCGGAAGAAUGGAUAGGGGCCACGGCCGGCGCCGACAAAUCAAUAUCAUGCCGGGGCUUCGAUGCAUCGAAGGCCACCUCUGCCGUCAGGGGAGCCGUAUGCUCCAGCAUGGCAAGCUGCUGUAGCCGCAUGCGUGCGCGCUCCACAUACGGCACAGCCGCCUUGAAGAUGGCUUGCAUGUUGGUGUAGAAGCUAAUUCGCUCGUUGGUGCGAUCACUGUUGGCGAUGUUGUCGAAGUCGAACCAAAGGAUUCGCUGAGCACACAAAAGAAGGCCCGAGCCAAGGGGAAAGAGGGGAGAGGGAGAGAAUGCCGGCAGGACCGGGGGUGUCAG